AAUAUAAUACCUUAAUAUCUCACGGUUCUCAUUAGGAUCUGGACGUAAGGCAUGGGCUGGGCCGAGUGCCCUAGGGUUUAACACAAUUCUACGGUUAGUGAAGAGACAAAGAGGAAGAAGAAGAAGAAGAAAAUGGCGGAGUCUGUGGCGGUGUGGCUCAUCACCAUAUUCGCCAUAUUGACCUUCACAGUCGUUUUAGCCGUCGAAGACAAGUGCGGUGCAUGUUAUGCCGUUGCGGAUGAGUUGGAGCGAGGGCUUUCAAAUGAAAAACCAAGGAAUCAUUUGGAUAUGAGAAAUCGCUUGAAUUCUAAAGGUCAACGUGAAGGAAAGGUAAUCGAUUACAGAGUCAGCGAAUUGAGAGUUGUUGAACUCUUGGAUGGACUUUGUGAGAAGAUGCAAGAUUACACUCUUGAAAAGAUGGAUUCCACAAGAAGCUUGUGGGUCAAAGUGGAUAACUGGGAUAAUCUUACAGCUAAUAAGCAAGAGGCUCGAGCAUAUUCAAAAGCCAUAUCAUCUUAUUGUGGAAGGUUACUGGAGGAAACUGAAGAUGAGUUGACAGAAUUGAUAAAGAAAGGAUCUGUGAAAGUAGGAGGUGUCAGUAAGGUUCUAUGUCAAGAUUUGAGCAAGCAUUGCACCCAUUCAAGAUCAUCGAAGAACCCUAAAGAGAGACGUCUGAGAGGAGGGGCGAGAGAUAAGAGAGAAUCAAAAGCAGUUCAAAAAGAGAGGAGAAAAUCUGCAUCGCAGAGAGAGAACUAAAUUGUUGGCUUUGGGUUGGCUACUGGCGAUUCCAGGUAAUCCGGUGGAUCAUCUAGCUGAUAGCCCACCGACACGUGGUAGGAUAUGGUUGGUGAAUGUUGUGGUUGACGGGAUGGUGCCGCCAUUGAGUCCCAGCCGUUGGAUCUCAGAAAAGCAGCUGUAAGGGCGACGCAAGUGCCUUUCCUUUUAUGGGAGGUUUGGUUCGGUUAACGGUCGUUGAAGGAGCCUUGGAUUCCAGUAGUGACGCGUCGGUGUUUCAUUGGUGUAAACUAAAAAAAAAUUUCGGCUAGGAUGAGCGGGUUGUCAACUUUUUCACUCCUAGUAGUCUACUAGUCCCAUUGAAAA
Messenger RNA from Hevea brasiliensis (rubber tree), 1101 nucleotides. RefSeq lists its product as uncharacterized. NCBI's taxonomy places the organism in Eukaryota, Viridiplantae, Streptophyta, Magnoliopsida, Malpighiales, Euphorbiaceae. The record is from RefSeq and is a predicted model, not a curated record. The transcript is spliced from 9 exons. Bases 133 to 756 code for a protein of 207 amino acids.